GCAGGGCUGCCAGCUUUUCCUCCUCUUUACUCCAUUAGCAGAGUGGUAGUGGUGGUGGCAGCAGAAAAAGUGUUUGUUCAGAAGAGGGUGAUGCUCUAGAAGACCAAGGCAAAAGCAAGCUGUGGCUCUGGCAGCCUGUAGUCCUGCCCCAAAGGGCCCAAAGCAAUGAAGGGCCCACUGGUACUCUGUGCCCUUUUGCUCAUCUGCCUGCUCUUCCAGGCUCAUUGCAAUGAGAGUGAUAUGGAAGGGAGGCCUGGAACAGCAACACAACCACCACCCCAGUAUCACACUUCCAGGGCUGAAAAUGACUAUGAGAAAUACAGCAAGCGGUCUAGAGGUUCUACGUGCGUGCGCUGCUGUGAUCCUCCUGAGGGUUUUGCAGCAUAUCCGAUGUACCAGCCUUUGCCUCAGAUCAACAUUACUAUCCUGAAAGGUGAGAAAGGAGACCGUGGUGAUCGUGGCCUCCAAGGAAAGUUGGGCAAGGCUGGUUCUGUAGGGAGAAAGGGCCAGAUGGGCCUCAAGGGAGAAAAAGGCAGCAUGGGAGCUCCAGGGGAGCGGUACAAGAGCAACUAUGCUGCCUUUUCAGUGGGCCGAAGGAAACCACUGCACAGCAAUGAUUAUUACCAGACACUCAUCUUUGACACCGAAUAUGUGAACCUCUACAGCCAUUUCAACAUGUUCAUGGGCAAGUUCUACUGCUAUGUGCCAGGUGUGUAUUUCUUCAGCCUCAACGUGCAUACCUGGAAUCAGAAGGAGACCUACCUUCACAUAAUGCAUAAUGGGGCAGAAGCAGCCAUCUUGUACGCACAGGCCAGUGACCGAAGCAUCAUGCAGAGCCAGAGCCUUAUGCUGGAGCUACAGGACCAGGAUGAAAUCUGGGUACGGCUCUUCAAGGGUGAGCGUGACAAUGCCGUUUUUAGUGAUGAAUACGAUACAUAUGUUACCUUCAGUGGAUACCUAGUUAAGCCUAGUUCUGAGCCAUGAAUCUGCAGGCAGAUGGACUAAAUACUAUUAAGAACUUUACCUUGCUCCAUACCUUUCUGUGUACUGUUUUGUAACACUACCUUUCUUGCCAGGAGCAGACUCUAGCUUUGAAGACACUUGUAGUACUUGGAUUUUUAUCAACAUCAAAUCAUGGCCUCAUUUUCCUUUGAAAAACAUUCUCAUUUACAUUCUCUGAUCUUCCUAUCCAGUCAUUCAACCAUUGGUUGCAUUACUUAUUACUUUGAUUACUAGGGCUGUCAAAGUGAAAACUGGAGACAUCUCCUGUUCUUUUAAUGAUUGUGUAGAAGAGGGAAUUUCAGCAGGUGGUGCUUGCUACCUAGUUGUUGACAUCCAAUGCUUGCUGAGAUGCCCUCUUGUAGACAAUCAUUAAAGGUAAAGGAGCCAUCUCCAGUUUUCAGUCUGGCAGCUCAAAAACUUGUUACUGUUAUUACAGUCCAGAAAAUAACUUGCUGAAUAUUUACCAUAAUUACUAAGACAUUACCAUUACUCAGUGGAGUCACAAUGGGGUGCGGGGAAUGCUGACCACACUGGGUGACACAGUUAGAGGAGUGACACUAAAAUGAUUUACAAUACAUCAACCCACUUCUUACGACCUGGGAGAACCUGGUCUACCCCUACCCAAGUGGGCCUGAUGUACUACCAUAACAUUGAUCUCAUAGCUGGGUACAACAUUCUGGCUGAAGCCUUUGGUCACAUAGAGCCAUUUAUCUUUGGAGUGGGGCAUGGCUGGGAACGCAGCAAUGGUGGCCCUGAAGAGGAUAAUGUUUUCUUUCUCCUCAGGGCCCCUGUUGCCUCCCUGACAGAGCCCCACUCACAAAGUAGUCCUGAAGUCAAGUGGCUCUACUUUCUUCUCUUCGGGGCUGCCACUAUCUCCCCAGCCAAGCCCCACUCACAAAUUUGCUCUGAAGUCAAAUGGCUCAAUGUCUAUCAGGCACUCAACCACAAGAUAAACAUUGAGGAGGUAGCGUGAUCUAACUACCUCUCUGGUGGGAAGAAGUGGUGUAGACUGGACCCACUUAUUUAUGUAUCUGCAUGUAGGCAUGACAAGGAUCUUCAUUUUAGUCAGUUGCAAUUGGGAGGGGGCACUGGAGAUGCCUAAGGCACACUAGGGCUGGGGAAGGGGGUGGACAAUAAGACAAAAUAUAUUGCAAAUCUGGGAUUUGGGGGUAGAUUUUUUUCAUGGGGGAAUAACACUGGGUGACACCAACCCUAGUGACACCACUGCUGUUACUACUGUACCAUUGAAAAAUACCAGAAAAUGCUCUCUGGGUUUUCCUACCUCUAAUCAUCACAAUUCUGAGUGGACUACCCUGUUAGAGCUGUCCCUCUCCAUUAAUCACACAGGCACAGCAUUGCAGACCAGUGGGUGUCAUGUGUAUUGUUCACAGGUACUUUGGGCAGGUGCAUUGAAGUAGUUGCUCAGUUUAUCUUCAUUUUUCAUCUCUCUCUCUCUCCUGAGGAAUUUCUCUGAAUCUCAUGCUUGAGCUGGUCUCUGUGUGCAGAUAAACACCCUUCCUCCUCUAAAUACUAUCUCAGAGCUCACAUCAAUUCAGUGGUCCAUGUGCACAUCCUGCAUCACUGUUUGGAGUAGUCAGCCUGGCAAGUCAGCCUCCCCAUCCGUACUCCAUGCACUCACAGUUUCUCUUUCUUUUUCUUGCAGAAGCAACCACCUCUUUCCUUAGGAUAGGAAAAAAGAGUAAAGGGCAGCUAACUUCUUAAUUUCCAACUAACCUGGAUCUCCAGUACAUCUCACCCUUACAGCGUGCAUUCUCCGUCUCUCUUUGUUGCUGAGUCUUCUACUCCUCACUAUAUGUACAACAUCCUACAAUUAAGGGUUACUUUUACUCUGAAAAAUAUGUUAAAGCAAUAUAGCUGUUCCUAUUACAAACAAAACAGUUACACUGUUCCAGCACACCAUUUCAAAUCUGCUUUCUCCCUAAUUCCCCUCUAUGCUAUCUAGAAAGACAUUAUGUAAAAAUUCUGCUUUUACCCAGUGCUCCCAAGACCUACUGAGGUUGGCAUCAGAGAGGCCUCUGGGUUGAUGUCUCUCCACUUUCUUCACCUUGUGCAGGAGGUUAACAAUCUGUUCUCACCCAGUCCUCCCAGCAGUCAGCAUAGUCACUAAUGGAGAGCCACCUAGUACCUUGAAGUGCCCCUUGAGAGAAAAGAGGUGAGUGGCUAGGGAGGGAAAAAUUGCCAGGGCCUGGACCUCUGGGAGCAUGUAUGGUGAAUAUAUACACUGCAUUUCAAAGAUACAAAUUUUGAUGUCUCAACAGACCAGAAGGUGGCUCCAAUAUCUUUCUAAUCUGAGCAUAACCAAGUCUUCUGUAACUUUGUAGGAAGAUUUAGUGAGAGUGCCCAAUCACCUAUCUUGCCUCAGUCCAGCUCUGAGGACUUGUCCAUACUAGGAACAAAAGUCCAAAUGGACUUCCUGACCUGUUCUGCCCCAGAGCCACCCUACUACCUGUUUCUUCACAGGGACAUCAAGUAGUUGUCUACAUGUGUCUGUGUAUCUGGAUGUGCUUUGGUCUACCACCACUGCCUUUUCUGUAGUUGCUUGAUCUGACAUCCGUAAUGAAAUACAAGAUCACAGUGGCACCGAGGAGGGAAAAUCUUUUUGUAACCAUUCCAGGCCAGGAAUCUGCCCUGCCUUCUCAACCCACCCCCUGAAUCCAGGGUGGAUCCAUUGUCCACUAGAGUUUCUUUCAAACUCUUCAGAAAACUAAGUUUUUAAACCCCAGGUUAAGAUGGUAUGCCACAAAAAUGGUGCAGAUAGGGCCCUACAUCAUGUGACCUUGUCACUCCAGAUUCAGGGAUAAUGUCGCAUAUGUGGCCUUAUCAUGCCAGAUUUGGGGCAGGAGUCCCUUGUGGGGACAAGCCCUUAGUGGCCUUGGCUCAGCAAAGAGUCUCUGGUAACAGCAAAGUUUCCCUUUUAUUCGUAGAGGGAUCACUGCUGUUAUGCCAGGUUUCUGCACACAAAUAGCAGGGUUUUCUUACUCCUGUCUUGAGGGGGUUGGCUUUCAGAUGUUGCAGUUGGGAAGCUAGGUUCCUGCUUCCCUCUAGCAGGCGAGAUUUACCAUGGGCUGGAUGAGGUCCAAAAAGAAUGGUCCCCCUCCUCCCUGAUGUACAUACCUACUCAUCUUGUAUAAUCGUCUUACUAAUUAUAGACCUCAAUAGUGCAUAACCCCCAUACCCUACUCACCAAGAUAGUCUGGAAACUAAAGGACUGCUUGCUGUAAUGGAGGAUUUUCCCAUCUUAUUGGAGAGAUGGGCCAUUAAAUGGCAAUUUACUUCAGAUGCUUCCUCUUCUGUUUAUGUCUCCUGUUUUGACCUGUGAGAUCCUAAUAGCCUAGCUCUAAUGGCAACUUUCACCAAGUACUAUCUCUCAUGAUUGGGAUUACCAGGACAGGGCUAUUCCAAGGCCUGAGAUUUAUGGGUCAAAACCUGAGGCCAAGGGACAACCUGGUUAUGACACAAGUGGCAGCCCCUAGUAAUGUCAGUAUGCAAGAUACACUAAACCAGGGGUAGGCAACCUGCGGCCCGCGGGCUGGAUGCGGCCCGGCGAGGCCUUGGGACCGGCCCCAGCACGG
This is a messenger RNA of Sceloporus undulatus (fence lizard), 4595 nucleotides long. RefSeq names its product C1q and TNF related 1 (gene C1QTNF1). NCBI's taxonomy places the organism in Eukaryota, Metazoa, Chordata, Lepidosauria, Squamata, Phrynosomatidae. The transcript has 4 exons. The record is from RefSeq and is a predicted model, not a curated record. The coding region runs from base 166 to 984 and encodes 272 amino acids. Gene Ontology annotation, molecular function: protein binding.